UUUUCAUUGCCGUGUCUAAGGAUCUUUGGAUGACCGUACUGAUAAUGUGUAGGAUAUAUUAACGCCUUUAUUCAAAAUGUAUAUAAUUGAAUAACUAGCUGAACAGUAACGUUAUCAUUGUUUUCCUGCUGAUGCGCUCGCUUCAUUGCACCAAACGGCUAAGUUCCUAAUAGUAGAGGUUAUUAUAUUCGCCUCAGCUACUGUGAAGUGAUUUUUUUUUCCAGUUAAUGCUGUAAGUCAAUAAAAAAUAGCAGGUAUGAUACCUAUUGCCUUUUGUCUUAGCUUUCAGUCGUACGAGAUGGCUAAAUGGAAACCUAAUUUUCACUUGGUGAUUCACUAAAACGUUUUCUUGUAUUCCAAAAGGGACAGUUUACUUCAGGAAACUGUCCAUUGCAAGUAACAUUUACCCCCAGGAUAUUCAGCCUAUGGAGAUGAUUGGGGCUUUUCCGUGAAGAGAAGUUAAACGAGCGGUGUAUCACCAACUGAUGCUUGUUGAAUGUUUUUUAAUGCGCUAAAUAUGAUUUUCAGUGUUGGACAUGAUGUGCAGUUAGCUUAAGGAAAGGUCUGCAAUACAAAGCAGAUUUACUCUCUUGCGUUGCAAAAAAUACACCUCGUAAUAACUGAACGAGUUAUAGGUUGAUCGUUUUUCGUGGAUUGUUCGUCGGGAAUAUAUUUAAUAUAGAGUGAUCGGUUGUAUUUUGAGGGUGGUAGUCAGUACACGCUUCGGGCCUUGGUACCUCGCACCCUGAAACAGCAGCGCAGGAUGUCGGAGGCGAUUCUGACUUUCCAGUCUCAGCUGUCGGACAUUAUGGAGACGGUCCUGAAGACGGCUGUGCAUGAGAUCACCUGCCUGGUGGAGGACAGCUUUCAGGGGGAGGUAGUGCGGAGCAGGAAGGAGGUGGAGAGCCUGAGACAGAGGCUGCAGUGGUCCGAGAGGAGAUGGAGGGAUCGAGAGCGAGAGAGAGGAGGAAAGAGCAAGUGCACGGAAUGCGGCAGGACGCCGGAUCCCAGUGCAGAAAUAAAAAGAAAAUCAGCCGGUACUAAAAACGGGUCUGAGGAGGGACGCGGUAUCAAAAAGGAGAAGACAACAAGGAACCGUGGCAGCUGUCUUUGGGAAGCCUUGGCUACAGCCCCCUCUAGUGUUCCAGAUGAAAAGGACAGCCCCGGAUCCAUCAGCUUUGGAGAAACGGCAAGAGCGACGUUUCCGGAUUCGGAAGGUAGUGGGAGUGAUUCGAUCCCUGAAAAGGCAGACCUCCCCGGAUCUCAAAGCAUCAGCUGUGUUCGCAGGAGGCGACGGCGUCUGCUGCUUACUGUAAAUUUUAGCGGUCACCCUGAUCCUGAGAAUGAACUGUCCCCAGAUGAGGGAUGUACAAAGGAGCUGGUUAGUGAAUAUACGAUAAAGCAAAAUGUAGAGGAACUCGAUGAGGCAGCCCUCGAAGGAGGAUGCGUGUACAGUGGGAGAAGCAUGAAUGGUCUGAAUCCUGAGUACCAGAAGGUCACAGUGGACCACGACUUGGUGAUCGGUGAACCUAAUGUCUCCUGCAUUUCACACGAAGACCCAGAACUUAGGUCAGGGCUGAUUAAUAUGCAAGCAGAAGUUCACCAAGACACCAGGAAGAGUGAGGGAAUACAAAUAGAAGAUGUGGUCAGUCUGUCUAGCCCACACAACGUCGUCAACCACAUAAGGAGGAAGAACUUGAAGACCGAGAGUCUGUCAGUAGAUGGGUGGGAGAGUAUGGCACAGACAAAUUCAGAUAUUCAACAUGGUGAUCAAGGAAGCUUCACCACAACCGGGAAUAUGAGAAUAUCUCAUGACGGAGGCAAUGGAGAUAAUCAGAAUGUCUGUAUAUACUGUGGAAAGAGUUUCGCUUACGUGAGUCGCCUUAAGAUACAUUUGCUAAAACAUACCGGUGAAAAGCCAUUCAGUUGUGUUCAGUGUGGAAAGAGGUUUACUGUUGCAAGAAAUUUGGAGAGACACCAGAAGAUUCACUGGGGUGAUGCAAGUUUUAUUUGCGCCCAGUGUGGGAAGAGCUUCAGAAGAGCUGACCACCUCAAGGUCCAUCAACGAGUUCACACGGGAGAGAGACCCUACUGUUGCACUCACUGCAACAAGUGUUUCCGCUUCUCUGGUGACUUAAACACACACAAAAGGGUCCACACCGGAGAAAAGCCGUACUGCUGUACGCUGUGUGGAAACAGGUUCAGUCAGCUAAGACAGCUAAAAUCGCACAUGCGGGUUCAUAAGGCAAAUUUGGGCAGAAUCAGUCAUUUGACACAGUAGUUAAAUCUCCUGAAGGACUUCUUCAGAACCCUUUUAUGAUGUUUCUAUGUGUUACCUCCAUUUUAAGAAGAAUAUCCUGUAAUACUUUACAUUAACUGCCACCUUUAUAACGCUUUUAUAUUGCAUUCGUAAAACGUUAAGUACACCCUCAUAAUGUAUUCAUUAAGUAUUCAGAAAUCAUUCAUAAACAUCAUGCAUUUAUACCUUAAGGGAUGUUAGGAUGUUAACAGAUGUAAUAUACAUUAAUAACAAACAUUAUAUAAUACUAACAAACAUUAUUGUUGUAUAAUCAUGUGAUAUUUGUUAUUAAUGUAUAUUAAAGCUGUUAAGGGAUGUUAGGAUGUUAAGGUGUACUUGCAUGCUGCUUAUGAAUGUUCUAUGAAUGCAUUAUGAAGGUGCACCGAAUGUUCUAUGAAUGCAUUAUGAAGUGUUACCGAAUGUUCUAUGAAUGCAUUAUGAAGUGUUACCGAAUACCCUUUUAGAAGUAUGAAUCGUUUUUUCCAUUAGGUCUGAGAUAGGAAAAUAAGCCAGAUCUGAUAAUUCUUUGCCCAAAUUUUUGAAUAUGCCACAUAUCCAUAUCCAGAAAUGAUUUUCAGGGUGGGUUCAAAAUCAUUCUGUCUGGUUAUAUGUCUGGUUGGGAGCAAAAAUAUUUCGGGGGGG
This is a messenger RNA of Brienomyrus brachyistius, 2941 nucleotides long. RefSeq names its product zinc finger and SCAN domain-containing protein 5B-like. Bases 764 to 2281 code for a protein of 505 amino acids. Gene Ontology annotation, cellular component: nucleus. Gene Ontology annotation, biological process: regulation of transcription by RNA polymerase II. The record is from RefSeq and is a predicted model, not a curated record. Gene Ontology annotation, molecular function: RNA polymerase II cis-regulatory region sequence-specific DNA binding; DNA-binding transcription factor activity, RNA polymerase II-specific. The transcript is spliced from 4 exons. Lineage: Eukaryota; Metazoa; Chordata; Actinopteri; Osteoglossiformes; Mormyridae.